Messenger RNA from Zootoca vivipara (common lizard), 2336 nucleotides. The record is from RefSeq and is a predicted model, not a curated record. Lineage: Eukaryota; Metazoa; Chordata; Lepidosauria; Squamata; Lacertidae.
CCUGAAAUUAUUAGACAAGCAGAAAUCACAAAAGAUAUUGUGCAAUAUUAUGUUUUAAUGUUAAUAAUGUGUUUUAAUCAUUGUGUAGGAAUGAAAUACAGAGAAUCAUAACAAGUCACCCUGGGACCUUAGAGUGAAGGGUGUACAGUAAAUUACAAUUAAUUAAUCAAUCAAUUAAACUAUAAUGAGUUCCACAAAGUCACAGACCGAGAUGGUGGCAUUACAUCGCUCACUCUUCUGUUCAUAUAUAUUGCAGAAUUAAACUAUUCUAAUCCAAAACGUACCCUCUGUUUAGCCCUCCCAGGCAAUUUCAAUUUAUUGAUCACCCUUUCAAUUGAAGCUGUCUCCUCAACCAUUUAAUAUACCAGUAUUCUGGUGUAGCUUCUUCUAAAUCCUCCAAAAACAGAUAGUUCUUCACUUUGCCUUCCUUUAAAAGUUGACUGAUCAACACUUUACUUCUCAUAUUUUUAUUGCUGUUUGAGAAACUGCAUAACACAAUCCAUUUCUAUAUAUUGAUUAUUUAUAUUCUCAGUUUCAUGAAAUACUACAUUCCAGAAAUCUUUUUAAAACUGCUAUUAGCUUAAGUCUUUGUUUUAAUUAUAUCUUGAAGUUUUAAAACACCUGUUUUUAAGUUUUGUCCUUUUUGGCAGGUUGUUUGUUUGUUUAAUUCAGGCAUGUCCAACAGGUAGAUAGUGAUCUAUGGGUAGAUAGUGCCCUCCUAAAAAAUGGGGCUUUCCUCCUCUGUAAAAUAGCUUACAACAUUGCCUGCACCCAAAAAAACAGGGCUUUCCUCUUCCCUAAAAAAAGCUUAACAACUUAACCCCCAAAAGGGGGUAGAUCACUGCCAGUUUUUAACUCUGUGAGUAGAUCACAGUCUAUUGGGAGUUGGCCAGCCCUGGUUUAAUUUAAAAUCAAGUGGUUUAUACAUUUUGUUAUGUAAAAAUAACAAAUAAAUCCACACAUUAAAAGCAAAGCUUUAAAUCAAUGAUUCUGACAGACUUUUCCAUCCAUUGUCCCUUUCUUUGACUUUGUUUCUCCCUUUUCCUCCCUUCUUUUCCACCUCCCUGAACUUUUUAAGGUACUGCAAGUUUCAGAGUGCAGAAUCCUCACCAGGAGAGGGAGAGGCUGAAUGGGAUCCUGGGAGGCUCUGUGUUGCUCCCUGUAAGUAUUCCCCCCGAGAAAACACUGAAAAAGAUUGAGUGGGAUUUCCAGGGGAGAAAUGGUUCGGGAAUUCAGCUGGCUGAAUUGAUGGAAGGAAAACUGCAGAGGCUCAAUCCAAGGGACAGGUUUGGUUCAAGAUUGGAGAUGGCCAAUGAGACCACCCUGAGGAUCAAAGACUUGGAAAUGGAUGACAGUGGGAAAUAUUCCAUUAAAGUGAGGUUUAUUUCUGCACAGUAUGAAGAUUACACCUUCCACCUCUCUGUGUAUGAACCAGUCCCAGAACCAAAAAUCCUCUCCCAAAUUGUCUCCAACAGCCCAGAUGGCUGUAACGUGACCCUGCAGUGUCAGGUGGCUGAAAAGGGGGAAAUCAACAUCUCCUGGGAAAGAGGGGACGCCUUGAGAGACUUCGGAGAUGGUUCAAAGUCAUACCACCUCUCUGGCAAUGGCAAGGAUCUCCACUUGUUCUGGAAGCUCAACUCCUCAGAUCCCAACAUCACCUGCCUGGUCACCAAUCCAGCUGAUCAGAAAAGCAUCUCCUUCAACUUGCAGCACAUCUGCCAAACUGAAGGUGGCAAACCAUUCGGACUGCAUUGGAGUGGGAGCUGGAGUUUUCUCAUCAUUUUCUUUAUAAUUUUGCUCCUCUUGGCUGGAUUUGGGAUAAAGACCUGGAAGAAAAGAAGAAAGAUGCCGCCCAACAGAGCUACCUCCAUGAUGCCAACGGAGGAGGCACUUACUGAGCCUCAGUACUCAGAGGUUGUAAAGAGGAGCCCCCCAGAAGGCAAUGAUGACCAGGUGAGAACUUCUUGCAGAAUAGAAUGGUGGGGGGGGGGGUGAUAAGACCUUGUUCGUAAGACCCCCCUUUAACCCCCUACCAUCUUCACUAUUGGAAGCGAAAUAUUUACACUCCACUUCUAUGUGUCUGCUCUGCAUUAAAACACUUGAGCAUGUAUUACUGUACUGCUCCUAUUAUAGGGCGUGCACUCCUUAUAUAUGGCACCCAUUUUAAUUAAUGUUUGGGGCAGAUCUGAGCUGGAUCUAGAAACAUUAAAAAAACGUUUCAGGAAAAUGCGUUGUAAACCUCAUAAGGAGAAAUCACGUUGUCUAAAGAUGGAGCUCUACAGCGCCAUCUGGUGUCACAGUGUUAUAAUGCAUUUUAAACCCCUUUUUUAACCAAU